Messenger RNA from Malania oleifera, 2034 nucleotides. RefSeq names its product FRIGIDA-like protein 4a. The transcript has 3 exons. The record is from RefSeq and is a predicted model, not a curated record. NCBI's taxonomy places the organism in Eukaryota, Viridiplantae, Streptophyta, Magnoliopsida, Santalales, Ximeniaceae. Bases 82 to 1707 code for a protein of 541 amino acids.
ACUACUCCCUUUCUCUAGUUUGGGUCAGUCGGGUUUCGUUUAGGGUUUUGCAGAGUUACGGUUGCAGAAACCAAACCAAGCAUGGCGACCGAUGUCAUCCAGGCGGACAGAAUAAGCACUCUCUUCAACGAGCUCGAAGCACGCAAAUCUCUCCUGACAACAUGCACGGACCUAUACAAGUCUCUCUCCAAUCACUUCGAAACGUUGCAGCAAACCCAUCAUCAGAAAUCGGCAGACCUGGAUUCUAGAAUCGAAGCUCUCGAGUCCCAGACCAAAAAAACUCUAGAAUUGUUAGAUCAACGUGAGAGCACGAUCCCCGAGCGCGAAUCCGCGGCAGCCGCGCGCAUUGAAGAGCUGAAGGAGUCGGCGAUAGCAGAGCUCCAGAAUUCGGUUGCCAAGGAUGGGGAAUUUUCUGACAAUUUGAGAUCGUAUUGUAGGAAGAUGGAUAUGAAUGGCUUGUUGAAGUUCUUGUUAUCGAAGAGGAAAGAAUCGGUGGCAUUGAGGUCGGAGAUUGCAGCAGCGGUGGAGGAGGCAGUGGAUGCUCAGAGGCUGGUGCUGGAUGCAGUGGAGGAGUUUGUGAGUGCGAAGUUCGGGAAGGGAGGGGUCGCGGAUCGAAGGUGGGCAUGUGGGGUGUUGAUACAGGCUGUCUUUCCAGUGACGGAGUUGGCACCGGGGAAAAAAGCUGUAGCAGGCAGCAUGGCCCAGAGGGCGCUGGAAGUUGCGGAGAAGUGGAGGGGAGUGAUGGGUGGGGAGGGUGGUGUUGGGGCGGGGGAGGCCGCAAUGUUUUUGCAUAUGGUGAGUGGUUUUGGGUUGAGGGAGAAGUUUGAGGAGGAGUUCUUGAGGAAGUUGGUGGUGGAGCAUGCGGCAAGAAGGGAUAUGGCAAAGAUUGCAUUGGCCUUGGGGCUUGGGGAGAAAAUGGGAGAUAUAAUUGAGGAGUUAGUCAAAAGCAGCAAGGAGAUUGAGGCAGUGUAUUUUGCUUUUGAGUCUGGUUUGACUGAGCAAUUUCGUCCAGCUACUCUGCUUAAGUCCUAUCUCAGCAAUUCCAGGAAGAAUGUGAAUGCUGUAUUGAAGAAUGGCAAUUCUAAUGCGGCUGCAAUGGAACAAGCCAGCGCCUUGGAGUUGAAUUCCUGCAAAACUAUCAUAAAAUGUGUGGAGGACUUCAAGCUUGAAUCAGAAUUCAACAUUGACAGCCUAAAGAAGCGAGUGACACAGUUGGAGAAAGCUAAGGCAGAGAAGAAGAAGAAUGCAGCAUCUACAAAUAAACCUUCAAACAAGAGAGCACGUGGGGGGAGCAACAGGGACAGUGGUCCACCUGCUUUCAGGUCUGCUAAAGCCGGGAGGUUUUCUAAUUUCUCCCCUUCUUUUGGCCGCAGGAACCAUCCCCAGUCACACCAAACUGCCCCUGCCAGAUACCCAACACCAUACAGUUAUCCCAGCCAGGGUGCUUAUGAGGGUCCUGGCACAGUCUCAUAUGGGUCUGGAUAUGGAGCUCCUCAUGCCCAAAGCUCCACUCUUCCACAACAACAGUACUCGUAUGCAUCUCAAGAUGUGGCUGCUGGCGGCAUCCGGUCAGUGCCAGGGGCAGGAGUUGGGGUGGGAGGCUCCUACGGGGGACAGACCAAUUAUGGUGCCUAUGAUUACAGUGCUGCUGCAGCCGCAGCUGCUGCAGCAGCUCCUCCUGCUUACCCACCCUCCUACCCACAAUAGAGUAGGGGUUUGGGAGGAUUGAAGCAAGCAGCUGUGGAUCUCUCUAGUGCUUAAUAUAAUAUUUUCAGGUUUUAGGGUAGAGAUGAUGGAAUGCACGCUGUUGUUUUGUUUUUGUAGAAAAUGAUCAUUACCUGGGCAGCAUUUUAUCUGAUUUCAGAUGUGGCGUCUGUUUGAGCAUUGACUCUGGUUUCAGUUGUAGGGCAACCUUUAGCAUUAUGUCUUUUUGGAUGAAGAAAUACUAAAUCUAAUGCAAUGGCUUGGGUAGGAUGACAUGGCGUCCAAGGAGCAGUCGUGUAGCUUUCCAUCAGCCAUGUUUAUUUGGGUUAA